GCCACAUUUCUGCCAGCUCUACUCUAACCCCUUUUCUGUUUCAUUAUAAAACGAGUCUUCAAUUCCGUUCUAUCUCUCUCGAUGUUCCCCUACAUUUGGAUAGAAAGAGGCUCUACUAAUCUCGCAUUAGGGCAUCAUGAGCGCACCCAAUGAUUCAUCGAGAUGGAGCUCGUUAACCAUUGGAGAGAAGCUGUGUGCUGCCUUCGUACCAUUUAUGUCCAUAGCUGAAAUCCUAUUGCUCGCCAUCUCUGGUUGCUUUGAUUUUCAAUCGGAUAAUCGUAGCACUACUGAGAAGCUUCGUUUUGAUCAUCAUCAGCUUUCUCGCCUUGCAUCCGAAUCUAAUUUUAGUAUCAAUGAAGUGGAAGCACUUUUUGAACUAUUUAAGAGCUUGAGUUGCUCAAUUAUUGAUGAUGGAUUGAUACACAAGGAAGAGCUCCGAUUAGCACUAUUUAAUACCCCUCAAGGCGAGAAUCUAUUUUUAGAUCGGGUUUUUGACCUUUUUGACGAAAAGAGAAAUGGUGUAAUUGAAUUUGAGGAAUUUGUCCAUGCUCUCAGUGUCUUCCAUCCCUAUGCGCCUAUAGAAGAUAAAAUAAACUUUGCUUUUAGGCUAUAUGAUCUGAGACAGACCGGGUAUAUUGAGCGAGAAGAAGUGAAGCAGAUGCUGAUAGCAAUAUUAACAGAAUCCGAGGUGAAGUUAUCAGAUGACCUUCUCGAGGCUAUUAUUGACAAAACAUUUGUUGAUGCUGAUGCUGAUGGAGAUGGUAAAAUCUGUAAAGAAGAAUGGAAGGAAUUUGCCCUACGCAACCCAGGCCUUUUGAAGAACAUGACUCUUCCUUACCUUGUGGACAUCACCACUGCAUUUCCAAGUUUUGUUUUCCACACUAUGGUCGAGGAUACAAAUUGAAAACCUCAUUUCCUCAUAGACACUGAAAAUUUGCUAUCAUAAGAUGGGCAAAGUAUCGACUAAAAUCAGCAAGCACCAUCUGAUGCUCCAUUCACCCUACCAAAACUCUCAGACACAAGGUUUCCAGAAACUUAGAACCUUCUCCAAGAAAUCACAUCCUUACUUGACAAAUGUACUUCUGAAAGAAUAGCUAAAUCUUGUAUAUCUAAAUAGCGUAUGAAAUCAGUGAUGUAGAUCUUUUCUUUAUUUUUAUUGCAUGAG
Lactuca virosa is the source of this 1165-nucleotide messenger RNA. The record is from the annotation of a GenBank genome assembly. Lineage: Eukaryota; Viridiplantae; Streptophyta; Magnoliopsida; Asterales; Asteraceae.